UGAUCGACUAUUUAAUAAGGAAAUGAAUCAGAGACCAAGUCUCUCCAUACUAUGUGGCGCGCCCCCGGGGAAGCCUGCUAGCAGUCAUGGAUUGGACCAGGGCUGACGGGGGCCUCGUCCAUCAGAAGGAAAGAAAAGCGCUAAGACGCCUCCAUUUCUCGUCAUUGAGCUGUCCAAUUUUUCGUGUCGGCCUCGCGCGUUACAAUGCAUGACCAUUCAAAGCCAUCCAAUCUAAGACUAGCAUGGCUUCGGCUGCCAUGGUUGGUGGGCCGGAUCCAAGCCGAGCCAGGGGUUUGCAGAUAGCCUCGACGGAAAUCCUGAUUGCAAUGCUGGUUUUGAAUCAGCUAGGUUAAUGGAUAUUCCGCAACUAGAUCGGGGGUGUUUGGUUAUGUUAAGACAAGGAGUAGGAAAGUAUGAGACGGAGGCGGUCGAUAAUAGUAUAAGAAGCCGAGCCGAGGUGUAGUGUAUUUACUAUGUAUAUACAUAUCUACAUAUACAUAAGCUGUGUUGUAACUGUGAGGUACGUAUAUGUAUAUACCGUAUGUUUGUCUCCAAGACAUGGGGAGUUUAGCAUGUUACUACUUUCUGGUAUGAUCAGGGGCGAUCUGACCAUCUUGUCCGGCGUGUGGGGAAGAAAAAGAGCGAAAAGCUGGAAAGAAAACCAAUGAUUGACUAAUAUCGUUCCAA
This is a messenger RNA of Daldinia vernicosa, 687 nucleotides long. RefSeq lists its product as uncharacterized. Lineage: Eukaryota; Fungi; Ascomycota; Sordariomycetes; Xylariales; Hypoxylaceae. The transcript is spliced from 2 exons. The record is from RefSeq and is a predicted model, not a curated record. Bases 474 to 668 code for a protein of 64 amino acids.